This is a messenger RNA of Gossypium raimondii (Peruvian cotton), 1662 nucleotides long. Its product is annotated as inositol-tetrakisphosphate 1-kinase 3. The transcript is spliced from 10 exons. Lineage: Eukaryota; Viridiplantae; Streptophyta; Magnoliopsida; Malvales; Malvaceae. The record is from RefSeq and is a predicted model, not a curated record. Gene Ontology annotation, molecular function: magnesium ion binding; inositol-3,4,5,6-tetrakisphosphate 1-kinase activity; inositol-1,3,4-trisphosphate 5-kinase activity. Gene Ontology annotation, cellular component: cytoplasm. Gene Ontology annotation, biological process: inositol trisphosphate metabolic process. Bases 425 to 1390 code for a protein of 321 amino acids.
GACCAAUGCUUGUUUGUGCACCAAAUCCUAGUACCACAAUUUUGUUUUCUUGUUAUUUUGCUCAAAUUGCACUUCUUUUCAUUCAAAAAUCCAAUCUUGCUUCUGCAAAAACUGAAUAUUCCCUUCAAGAAUCCAAUACCCAAUAUUUUCUUCCUUGUGGUUUUUUUUUUUUUGGUUCUGAAAACUCCCAUUUCCGAGAGACAUGUAUGCAUUUAUUUGGUGAGAAUUGUAAAGAGGAAGAAAGGGUUUAACAAAAACUUGAUUCUUUGUUUAUUUUUCAUCUUUUUUUGGUGUCAUUUCUUGUUGGAGAGCAAUCUCCAGAGAAGGAAGUUGACCAAGGGAAGAAAAACCCAGAAACCAAAAAGAAAGAAGAAAAUAUACAUCUUUGUUUUUUAGUGUAUUUAAAAAAAAAAAAGAAGUAGAUAUGAGGAUAAAGGGGAAAAACUUUGAUGGAGAAGGUGGGGAGGAAGAGGAACAGAAGCUUGUUGUUGGGUAUGCUUUGACAUUGAAGAAGAAAAAGAGUUUCUUGCAACCCGAGUUUGAGCGUUUGGCUUGGAAAAAGGGGAUAUUAUUUGUCGCCAUUGAUGUAAACCUACCACUGUCGGACCAGGGUCCUUUUGACAUUAUUUUACACAAGUUGUUGGGGAAAGAGUGGAGCGAUAUUGUUGAGGACUAUCGACAAACACAUCCAGAAGUAACUGUUAUUGAUCCUCCAUAUGCGAUACAACAACUACACAAUCGCCAGUCAAUGCUUCAGGAUGUUGUUGAUUUAAACUUAUCAGACUUCCAUGGCAGAGUUGGUGUUCCAAAACAAAUGGUUAUCAUGAAAGAUCCGCUUUCCAUCCCGGAUGAAGUUGCUAAAGCUGGGCUGAAGUUACCCUUAGUUGCUAAACCACUAGUAGUGGAUGGAAGUGCCAAGUCACACGAGCUGUUUCUUGCAUGUGAUUGGUCCUCUCUAUCUGAACUUGAGCCUCCAUUGGUCCUACAAGAGUUUGUGAAUCAUGAUGGUAUUCUUUUUAAAAUUUAUAUCGUUGGGGAUGCAAUUAAGGUUGUAAGGCGGUUCUCUCUGGCCAAUGUCAACAAAUGUCAGCGUGCAAAAGUUCCUGGUAUUUUUCCUUUUCCAAGGGUUUCAUCGGCUGCUGCUUCUGCUGAUGAUGCAGAUUUGGACCCCCGCAUUGCUGAACUUCCUCCAAAGCCUUUGCUGGAGAGACUUUCAAAGGAGCUCCGUCACCGGCUGGGCCUUCGAUUGUUCAAUAUAGAUAUGAUCCGAGAGCAUGGGACAAGAGACAUCUUUUAUGUGAUUGACAUUAACUACUUUCCUGGGUAUGGCAAAAUGCCUGAUUAUGAGGUCAUUUUUACGGAUUUUCUACUGACUUUCAAGAAGAAAUAGUACAGGGCUAUCAGUUGUGAAGACUGAAGAGAGUAUAGAAGGAAAUAUCGAUUGAUCUUAAAAGAUGUUUCACGUAAAGUGUGGCUCGGAGUCUGGAAGAACUGACACAAAAACUGAAAUUAGUUUAACUUCCAUAAUUACUGACUGGUAUGAAUGCCUUUGCUCAAGUCACUAAAGUAUGGGUGGUUCAUUACAUUUUAGCCCUAUAAUACUUGUGAUUGAUUCUGUUCUAGAAACAAGAUUACACAAUGAUAUAAAAAAUUUCUUUUUCA